AUGGCCAGCGAACAAGAAUACACCCUCGAGCAGGUCAAGGCUUCCAGAGUCGCCUCAGAUGACAUUGACACAACAUUCCGCUCAAGCAGCAUUGACUUGAUCUCUGCUGCUCUGGGUGGAAAGAUUCUUGCCUUCUCAGAUGAAUGGUUCGCCGAGGCUACCAACUUGUUGACGCCAACCGCGCCCAUUAGGCAACCAGGAAAGAUGGUCUACACCGGCGCCUGGUACGACGGCUGGGAGACCAGGCGUCACAACACGGAGCGCUUUGACUGGGUCAUUGUCCGUCUUGGUGUUGCUUCCGGCACUGUCGAAGGUGUCGAGGUCGACACCGCCUUCUUCUCUGGCAACCACGCCCCCUCAAUCUCCGUCGAGGGCUGCUUCAACCUCAACGACGACGAGGUCGUUUCAUGGAAAGGCGGCAGGGGCCAGUGGGAGACGAUUCUCGGCAACGAAGAAUGCGGCCCGUCGCAGCGCUUCGGAUGGAAGCUGGCUGAGCCCAAGCAGAAGCAGUACACUCACGUCCGUCUCAACAUGUACCCAGACGGAGGUAUUGCCAGAUUCCGCCUCUUUGGCCACGCCGUCCCCGUCUUCCCCGACGACAAGGAGGCCAUCUUCGACCUGGCAGCCGCCCAGAACGGUGGCGUCGCCAUCUCCUGCAGCGACCAGCACUUUGGCACCAAGGACAACCUCCUGCUGCCGGGCCGCGGUAAGGACAUGGGAGAUGGAUGGGAGACGGCCAGAUCGCGCAGCAAGGGCCACGUGGACUGGACCAUUGUCCGUCUCGGCGCUCCCGGUUACGUGCAGAACGUCGUCGUCGACACGGCGCACUUCCGCGGCAACUUCCCGCAAAAGUCAAAGAUUGACGCCAUCUCGUGGAUCGAGAGCGGCGAGCCGGGCGCGGACGCCGCCGGGUGGACGGAGAUUGUGGCGCCUAGCAAGUGCGGACCGGAUGCGGAGCAUGACUUCCCCAGCGCUGUCAAGGACAAGGCCUUCACACACGUCAAGAUCACCAUUAUUCCGGACGGCGGAGUGAAGAGACUGCGCGUCUUUGGCAAGAGAGCAUAG
Messenger RNA from Colletotrichum phormii, 1065 nucleotides. Its product is annotated as allantoicase. Gene Ontology annotation, molecular function: allantoicase activity. Gene Ontology annotation, biological process: allantoin catabolic process. The transcript is spliced from 2 exons. Lineage: Eukaryota; Fungi; Ascomycota; Sordariomycetes; Glomerellales; Glomerellaceae. Bases 1 to 1065 code for a protein of 354 amino acids. The record is from RefSeq and is a predicted model, not a curated record.